AUGGAGACCGACGCCGUGCAUCGGUAUCGCUCUCGCAUUCUUAGAGAAAUGAAUGCCAACCGCGCCAAUCCUUUCAACUCCCCGCCGUCGUCCACGGGUUCUCAUGGCACCGUAACCAUGUCCUCGCUCUUUUCCGACCCAGAAGGCGAGUCUACCCGCCGCCUCAACGAGGAUAUUGCUCGAGUCACCGCCCCGAGGAAGCUUCCCGUCAAUUGGGACGCCGCUCAUCGCAAGUGGCCCGAAUACUUCUCCAAGCCCAACACGAACAAUGCGCCAAUCUUUGACGACGCCGUGGAUACGCGCCCAUGGAAGGCACAGUCUAAAGAGAACAAACCUCCCGUCUCCAACGUCAAAUUCACUCUCGACGACUCUACUCAGGAUAUAUGGCCCGGCAGAACCAAGACGCGUGCUGAGAUGCAGCCUCGCGUCGACAACGAAUCAGACAUCUCCUCCAUCCUGGACAAAUCGCCUGCCAGACCGACGUCGUACUACGGCAUGGCCAAAUCGCAGCAAAACCCAAGCCCCUUGUCCAAGACUCACACUCGAGCGCCUUCAGAGCCCAUUGCGAACCAACAGCGACGACCAUCCAUAACCGACGCGCUCAAUCGCCUCCAACGUGCUUCUCUGAGCCCCAGAAACGAUCACCAGGAUUCACCACACAUGUCGUCGGCCAAAUCCAGCCUAACUGCCGUACCGCCCUCGCCAGCUUCCAUGGCAAGCCCCGGCCGUGACACGUCCAAUGUGCGCUCAUUUUUCAUGCCGGACGUCUCUCAUCUCGGCGACUUUGUGACUGGUACACUCAAGUUCAGCGGUUCGAUGAAGAAUGGAGUGCCAAUUUUUGUCAAGCAUGGCAAAGUACACGAUCGCCAGGAAAGACCUGCCGCUGCCGCUCACGCCCAAGUCGACGCACUUGAAAUCCCCCAAGACGAAGAGAAAAUCUUUGUCUCUAUGGAUAUGAUCCGUGAUGAGAUUGUCUCCCUGCAGGGUGCCCAUGAUAAGGUUCAAGAGUAUGCAGAGGGCCUGCAGCUUCAGGUCGAAAGACUGGAAGCUCAGCUCCGACACGGCAAGUUCAGUGGCGACAAUGAGAGUGAAAAGAUGUUGGUACAAAAGAGGAAACUUGAGUUGGAGGUUGCAAGCCUGCGAGCACAAUUAGACGAAGCCUCGCGAAAGCUCACCACAAAUGAGAUUGCAAAUGAUUCCGUCGCCCACGAGCGUGACAGGGCUAUUAGCCGGCUACAAGACGCCUGUGAAGACAUUAGCAAGCUCACCCGUAAGCUCAGCGUGCGGGAAAAAGAGCUAUCUACCUCACGGGAGCUGCUGGAAACGUCAGACCAGGCCCGGCAAGACAAUGACACACUACGCCGUGAUCUUGUGUCGCUGAAGCACAGCCGUGAUGCAUUGGAGCUCGACAAUGCCUCUCUCCGCACUGAUAAUGAAAAUCUGCGCAAGGAGCAGAAACGUCUACGGAACGAGGUCGAUUCACUGCGUGCCAACAAGAGCGCUCGUGGCGAGGAGUCAGGACUAGUCGCCGAGAAUAAAUCUCUACGUGCUACCAAUGACAGACUGACUGAGGAGAACGAAGAUCUCCGCGAGAAUCUCGAUGGUGCCCAGCAUGAGCUUGACGUAGCUCGGGAAGAAAUCGACUCUCUUCGCGCCACGAUAGAGACCAUGACGCAAGAAAAGUCUGCUCUUCAGGGAGACAACGACAGUCUUGUCCGCCACAAUGAAAAGUAUUUCAACGAAAAUAAGAUUCUUCGACGGGAGAAUUCAGGCUUUGAACGAAGCGUUCACGACCUGCACGAAGAGAAUCUCAAGAUGAAGGAAGAGGUGGACUUUUUGAAGCAGCAGCUUGACCAUUUCAGGCCUGCGCAUAAGAAUGAGGUCUCUGGUCGCGUGGAGGAGACGGAGGAAAACAUGACCUCGGCUUACUUUAUCCCUGAUAUAACUGUCAAGACGAAUGGGUCUCAACCUGCAGAGGCUACGGAGACUAGGGACAUGCCGACUCUGCCUGAAGUGACCUCUCAAGGCUACAUUACAGAGCAAGAGACCCAAGAACUCCCCCGGCGUGCAGGCAACAGCCGACAACGAUCCCGAAGCCGACCUCGCACGGCAUCCAAGGGAGUGGCCUUUUCGAUUCCGGAGAAGUCUGCCCUCCGAAACAAGAACAGCGGCAACGCAGCAAACCAAGGCAGCAAGAGGCGACAGCCUGAGCGUCCUUCAAUGACUGACUUGGAUCAAAACGACGACACCACUGGUGGAUUCCAGUCGGAAGAUUUCACGAACCAAGACGCGGCCGUCGUGUUCGAUCUGUCCGUGAAGGACAUCAACGUCCAGCCUCAGCGUGACGUGACUACUCACAGUAACACGUCACGACGUGCCAGCCACUCACGACCGGCACAACAGCACACAAUGGAGCUUGAUGCCACAAAUGCCACGAACAAGACAAACCACGAUACUUGUCCCGUGCUCUCUGUAGACGCCCGCCGCGUCCUAGAUGGCCUCUGUGAGCACAGCUGCCGCAAUUGCAUAGUCUGCAGCCGCAUCACGUCUCACCGCGGCGUCAUCUCUGCAUCCGAAGCUGCCUCUGGCAAGAAGCGUGUUGCUGUCUCUCGCCCUGUUCCGGUAACAGAUCGCAACAUUGCGGGCGAUGACCUAACGAUUCGCCCGGCCCAGUCGCCCGGCCACGCCCUCGCUCUUGUCAUCAAGGGCCUGGAGGAUGAAACCGAGCACCUUCAGAUGGAACUGUCACGCCUGCAGGCAGAAUACAACAAGAGCGACAAGUCAAUCGGCCGCCGCGAACGGUUGAGCCUUGCUGAAUCGAUUCGAACGCUGCUGAAACGCAUGGAAGUGAAGAAUGAUCAAAUCUACACCCUUUAUGAUGUCUUGGAAGGACAAAAGGCAGCUGGCCAGGCCAUGACCGAGGAGGAAGUCGAAAUGACUGUUCUCAACAUCACUGGCAUGACAGUGCGCGACGUCACUGGCGGAAGUGAACAAUUCACAUGGGAAGGUAUUCAAGAGACCAAUUGA
Messenger RNA from Pochonia chlamydosporia 170, 3027 nucleotides. RefSeq lists its product as hypothetical. Gene Ontology annotation, molecular function: microtubule binding. The coding region runs from base 1 to 3027 and encodes 1008 amino acids. Lineage: Eukaryota; Fungi; Ascomycota; Sordariomycetes; Hypocreales; Clavicipitaceae. The transcript has 2 exons. The record is from RefSeq and is a predicted model, not a curated record.